Oppiella nova is the source of this 1029-nucleotide messenger RNA. The record is from the annotation of a GenBank genome assembly. Lineage: Eukaryota; Metazoa; Arthropoda; Arachnida; Sarcoptiformes; Oppiidae.
CCGGCCAACGAGUUGACACAAAUACAACGCGAUCUGCUGUACGACAACGUGAUUAAGAAGACCCGGAACACGAUCUCGCAGUUCUCGUCGGAGCACCGGGACAUCCACUCGUCGGUGAGCCGUAUCGGGAAAGCCAUCGACAAGAACUUCAUCUGCGAUUACGCGUCCGUUAGCAACGACUCGGUGUUUGAGUCGCCGGCGAACACGAUUAUCUUGAAUCAGGUGAUUGUGGAGCACUUCCUGAGGCAGGGAAUGCUGGACAUCGCCGAACAGCUGACCCGCGAGGCGAAGCUCGACAUACCCGACCACAAGAAGAGGCCGUUCACCGAAUUGAAUACAAUACUCGACUCGUUGAAGGCCAGGGACCUGCAGCCGGCGCUCCAGUGGGCGAUCGUCAACAGGGAUCAGCUGAGGGCCCAGAACUCGGCCUCCAAUCUGGAGUUCAAACUCCAUAGACUGCAGUUCAUUGAGCUGUUGAAGGGAGGGGUGGAGAACCAGAUGGCGCUCAUACAGUACGCGCGGCAGUACUUCCAGCCGUUGGCCGACAAACACGAGCGCGAGAUACAGGCGAUGAUGGGGUCGUUGCUGUACCUGAAGGUGGGGCUCCAGAACUCGCCGUACGCCUACCUCUUGGACAGCCUCUCGUGGAGCGAAAUCUGUGAUAUAUUCACGAGAGACGCGUGCGCUCUGUUAGGACUGAGCGUCGAGUCGCCCCUCGCGGUCACCAUCAACGCCGGCUGUGUGGCCCUACCGGCCCUCCUGAACAUCAAGCAAGUGAUGCAACAGAGACAGGUGACCAACGUGUGGAACACCAGGGAUGAGUUGCCCAUCGAGAUCGACCUGAGCCGCAAGUGUCACUUCCACUCGAUCUUCGCGUGUCCUAUACUCAGACAACAGUCCUCUGAGAAUAACCCGCCCAUGCGUUUGGUGUGCGGACACGUCAUCUCGAGGGACGCCCUCAACAAGCUGUCCAAUGGCACCAAAUUGAAGUGUCCCUACUGUCCCAUUGAACAGAACCCCAAUGACGCA